Molecule: messenger RNA, 807 nt
Organism: Rosa chinensis
Lineage: Eukaryota; Viridiplantae; Streptophyta; Magnoliopsida; Rosales; Rosaceae
Product: major strawberry allergen Fra a 1.07
Exons: 1
Coding region: 80-562 (160 amino acids)
Biological process (GO): defense response; abscisic acid-activated signaling pathway
Cellular component (GO): nucleus; cytoplasm
Molecular function (GO): abscisic acid binding; signaling receptor activity; protein phosphatase inhibitor activity
Source: RefSeq, a predicted model, not a curated record
CCCCAAUACCGAUUCUUAUAUUAGCUUUCCUGAACAUUUCAUUUUUUCUCUGAUCAUUUUCUUCUUCAGUUCUUCUAUCAUGGGUGUUUUCACUUACGAAACCGAGUUCACCUCGGUCAUUCCAGCACCAAGGUUGUUCAAGGCCUUUGUUCUUGAUGCCGAUAACCUCGUCCCUAAGAUUGCUCCACAAGCAGUUAAGAGCGCUGAAGUCAUUGAAGGUGAUGGAGGUGUUGGAACCAUCAAGAAGAUCCACCUUGGUGAAGGAAGCGAAUACAGCUAUGUGAAGCAUCAGAUUGAUGGACUUGACAAAGACAACUUUGUGUACAACUACAGUAUCGUUGAAGGUGAUGCUAUCGGAGACAAAGUUGAGAAAAUCUCAUACGAGAUUAAGUUGGUCGCAUCUGCUGAUGGAGGUUCCAUCAUCAAGAGCACCAGCCACUACCAUUGUAAAGGUGAGGUUGAGAUUAAGGAAGAGCAUAUCAAGGCCGGAAAAGAAAGAGCCGCUGGAUUGUUCAAGAUUAUUGAGCUCUACCUUUUGGGCAAUCCUGAUGCCUACAACUAAAACAAUCUACAGUAAUUGUACCCUCCUUUUUCACCGUCAUUGGUGUGGCAUUGAUCAGUUAUUUUUUUCCUUCUUUUUUUUUUUUUUUUGGACAAUGACUUUGAUCAGUUUUUCUUUUUCUUUCCUGCCGAGCUAGAGAUUGUUUUGACUUGCAUAUAAGUUAUUAUACAAACUGCAUGUAAUGGUGUAUUGAUUAAAAAUUUGUCUCAAGUUCUCAAUAAAUAAAGCAAAGCUCAUUUGAUUAA